Lytechinus pictus (painted urchin) is the source of this 2022-nucleotide messenger RNA. RefSeq names its product serine/threonine-protein phosphatase 6 regulatory ankyrin repeat subunit B-like. The record is from RefSeq and is a predicted model, not a curated record. NCBI's taxonomy places the organism in Eukaryota, Metazoa, Echinodermata, Echinoidea, Temnopleuroida, Toxopneustidae. The coding region runs from base 1 to 2022 and encodes 673 amino acids. The transcript has 3 exons. Gene Ontology annotation, molecular function: protein binding.
AUGGAUGACGUGACUAAAACUUUACACAUGGCAGUAUCGACGGGGAAGAUUAAUGAAGUAACAGAAUUGAUCCAAAAGGGUGCUAAUGUGCAUGAAGCAGACGAACAUGGAAACACGUGUUUACAUAUUGCAGUGAAGAACGACCAAAAGGACACAUUUGAGUUUCUCAUUAAACAUGGUGCUGAUGUCGAUAAGCCCGGGUCAAAGGGGAAAACACCCUUACAUAUUGCUGCCUCACUGGGGUUUCUUAAGGUAACAGAAAUUAUUCUCCGACAUGGAGCCCAUGUGAAUAGAGGGAAUAACACCGGUUGGACUGCAUUGCAGUAUGCAGCUGGGAAUGGUAAGAUUGAAGUUACCCAAUAUCUCAUCAGUCAAGGAGCUGAAGUUAAUAGAAGGAAUGAUAAUGGAUGGACUGCAUUACACGCUGCAGCUGUAAAAGGUCAUUCUGAUGUAAUCAAAUAUCUCAUCAGCCAAGGAGCUGAAGUUAAUAGAGGGAAUGAAUCUGGUAGGACUGCAUUACACAUUGCAGCUGAUAAAGGUCAUCUUGAUGUAAUCAAAUUUCUCAUCAGUCAAGGAGCUGAUGUGAGUAAAGGGAAAGUUCAUGAAUGGACUGCAUUACACAGUGCAGCCAAGAAUGGUCAUCUUGAUGUCAUCAAACAUCUCAUCAGUCAAGGAGCUGAAGUGAAAAAAACGGGAUAUCAUGGAGCUGAAGUGAAUAAAGGGAAUGAUAAUGGUUGGACUGCAUUACACAGUGCGGCUGAGAAUGGCCAUCUUGAUGUAACCAAACAUCUUAUCAAUCAAGGAGCUGAAGUGAAUAAAGGGAAUCUUGAAGAAUGGACUGCAUUACACAUUGCUGCUAAGAAUGGUCAUCUUGAUGUAACCAAAUGUCUCAUCAGUGAAGGGGCUGAAGUGAAUAAAGGGAAUGGUAAUGGAUGGACUGCAUUGCACAGUGCAGCUAAGAAUGGCCAUCUUCAUGUAAUCAAAUAUCUCAUCAGUCAAGGAGCAAAGGUCAACAAAGGAAACAUUACUGAAUGGACUGCAUUGCACAAUGCAGCUAAAAAUGGCCAUCUGGACGUCACCAAAUAUCUCAUCAAUCAAGGAGCUAAAGUGAACAGAGGUGAUAUUAAUGGCUUGACUGCUUUACACGAUGCAGCAGUGAAAGGUCAUUUUGAUAUCAUCAAAUAUCUCAUCAGUCAAGGAGCCGAAGUGAAUAAAGGUGAUAAUGGUGGCUUGACUGCAUUGCACAAUUCAGCUAAGAAUGGCCAUCUUGAUGUCAUCGAAUAUCUCAUUAGUCAAGGAGCUGAAGUGAAUAUUGGGAAUUGUACUGGUCGGACUGCAUUACACAUUGCAUCUCGAAAAGGUCUUCUGGAUGUAAUUGAACAUCUCAUCGGUCACGGAGCCGACAAGAAUAAAGGAGAUGUGGACGGCUCGACCGCAUUACACAGAUCAGCUGAAAAUGGUCAUCUUGAUGUCGCCAAAUAUCUCAUCAGUCAAGGAGCUGAAGUGAAUAGAGGGAAUAAUACUGGUCAGACUGCAUUGCACCUUGCCGCUGCAAAUGGUCAUCUUCAUGUCACCCAAUGUCUAAUCAAUCAGGGAGUCGAGGUGAAUAAAAAAGAUGGUGAUGGUCAGACUGCAUUGCUCUUUGCUGUCCAGGAUAGCCAUGUAGAAGUCUUCGACUAUCUGAUAAGUCAAGGAGCUAAAGCCGACUGGGGAAUCGCUGAUAGUUGUGCAAAAUUACUCUCUGCUGUUCGCCCUGGUAUUGUUCCUACUCACCUUGCUCCAGAAGCACGCCCUGAAUUAGACGACAUCCACGGAACAACUCCUCUAGAGCUGUCUUUGCUACUUGGAUAUCAAAACAUCGCUAGGUUUCUACUCACAUGUUCCCCGUCUGAGGUCACCAAGAGUUAUUUUCAUCAUGCGAUAGAACACGGUCAUACUUCUGUUGUUGAGUAUCUAGUCAAUCAUGGAGCGGAUCUCAACCUUAAGUUUGCCUCGGCCAGACGUGUCUUCAUGAAGCAAUAA